Molecule: messenger RNA, 3188 nt
Organism: Pieris rapae (cabbage white)
Lineage: Eukaryota; Metazoa; Arthropoda; Insecta; Lepidoptera; Pieridae
Gene: Cb10
Product: probable serine/threonine-protein kinase DDB_G0282963
Exons: 3
Coding region: 61-3015 (984 amino acids)
Source: RefSeq, a predicted model, not a curated record
CGCUUUAUAAAGCCAGCCAGUAUCAUAAUAACAACAUUAUACUCGUAAAGCUUCAUUACAAUGGAGCUCUCGGUGUCGAUUUGUUUAGUGCUAACCUUGAGCUUAGUGACUGCGUCUCCCUAUGGAUAUGGCGCGAAAAGUGGAGCCGUCGCAAGAGCUGAAGCAACUGCUAGCGCCGGUUCUCUUGAUUCACUGCCCCAUGCACCACUGACGGUUCCCGGAUCUGGUUUUUCGGGCAGUUUCUCUAAGUCAUCGUCAUCAAGUUUCGCUUCAGCAAGUGCAAGUUCAAGCUCUAGUUCCUUCAGUUAUAGCGGUGCAGGUCCCGGAGUUGUUGCUGGUUUCGGAAAACAAUUUGGAUGUGACGGAGAUUGUCAAAAUGGAGUAAAGAAUAAUCUCGGGCCGUCUGGUCAUGGAUCAAGUAUUAAUGGUGGGUUUGGGGGACAUAAUUUUGCGGGUGCAUCCGCCUCAGCUGGAGCUAUCGCAAAUGUUCCUAUUGCCGUUGAUCAGCCUUGCCACGGACCUAAUUGCUUCGGAAAUUCUGUCAAGAAGUGCACUAGCAGUCAGUGUGGGGGGAUAAAUACUAAUGCAAAUGGAAACAAUGUGGAAUCAUCGGAAUCUAAUAAGGAUGAUUCGAAUGAUUUCUCUGUUAAUCAACCUCAGUUAACCGAAUCAGAUUAUACAAAAGCAAACAAUAAUGGAUAUCAAAAAUCAGAUAUAAACAAUGGACUAAAACAAAGCUCACCUAUUGUUCCUUUUGAUAAACAAGUAAAUAAUGAUAAUGACAAAGUUGUAGAUUGUCAAGGACCCGCGUGCGUUGGUUUUCUUCCUCUAACUGAGAACGAAAGCAACAAUAAAAAUUUAAACAAACAAACACCAUCAGAAACGCCAUAUCAAGAACAAGCAUGUGCUACUCAUGACUGUAAAUUAAGUGCUUCUACCAACCAACGGAAACCAUCUAGUUAUAAUGUCCCUAUUUUGGGACCGCAAAUAAACGUCGAAAAAGAAAAUUCUCUCUGUACCUCGGGCAAUUGUCAGCUUGCUAAUCAUGUUGAAAAUCAUAAUUACGAUGAAAAAACCUUACAAUCUUUUAAACCUAAUAAACCGUCGACCACCCUUCAAUUGCCUACUGAUUCAUCAGGCGAAACUGCUCUGUGCAAUUCUAACGAUUGUAAUAAUCCUUCUUAUCAAGGUGAACCCGCAGGAUCACACAUUGAGGCCGGACAUAAAAUAAAUAAACCAGUUUUUAACUAUAAUAUCCCUAAACCCUAUGAUAGUGCCAAUACACCGCAAUAUACCCAAGAUCAAGAAUUAUCUGGGAUCAAAAAACUAGUUAAUCCUGAAACGACUCCCAGUCCCUCUCACACGCCAAAUGUUUCUACCGGAUCUGGCAAUGUUCCAAACUUUGAAUUAAAUUCAUCUUACUACUCUAAUAGACAAGCUGGCUCUACCGAUAAAACUGGAGCAGAAAGAUAUGACAACACUCAUCAAACCACUGGACCACAACUUUCAAAUAUUGAUAAUUUACAUCACCCUACUAUCAAUUCUGCUACCAACCCUACUGAAAGCGGCAUAAAUAAGCCUGUUCAUCAACCAGUACUUUCGAAUCCAAAUCCUGUUACGAAGCCUACUGGAACUUUUUUCGAUGCAAGUAAAAUUAGUCCUCCAAGAUCUGAAAUUAAUCCUUCUCGUGGAAUACCUUCUUCAGGGCACUCUUUUUACCCCGGAGAUGCAAACAAUAACGGCGCCUUCCCUUCGUAUUCUAAUAAAAGGCCUUCAAACUCUGAAAUAAAUAGUCCUACCGGCUCCGAUGGCGAUCUCAUUUGUGCUUAUGGUAAUUGCGCCAGUGCUCCUCAAUCAAGCCAACCUAUUUCAAACAGGCCUUUUGAUAUUAACUCAAAUAUACCAUCAUAUUUCCCCAAAAUUCCAUUAAAUAAUCAAAUGGGUUGUACGUCGCCAAACUGCCAACCCCAUUUUGGUUUUGAAAACAGUCCUAAAAUUAAACCUACUUCUCCAAAUAGUAGCAUUACAGAGAAAUUUAAUCCAGCAAAAACAGACUCCGAAGUUUUGUUGACAAACAAAGGAAAUAAAAUAUAUUCUGGGGGAUUCGGUGGCCCAGUUGGUAUCCUUAGUGCCAAUAAUAAUGAUAAACCUACCAGUAGCAUAUUUAUUAAUCCUUCUGAUACAAAUCAUAAUGCUCCUCAAAAUACCUUUUCACCACCUCAAACUUCAAUAGAACCUAGUUCUAUUCCGUCCUUGCCGGCUCAUUCAAAGCAACCGUCAACGUCGGAACAACAGCCACUUUCUACAGAUAAUUUAAACAAACCAGGGUCAUUUGUGCCAAUUGUUGCAAAUAUUCAAUCCGAUGAAAAUAAACGUCCUUACACUGGUGGAUUUGGCGGUCCAGCGGGUUUAUUGAAGCCAAAUGAAUUUACGAUACCGCCAACUAUACCAAAAGUGGGUAAUUGUAGCCCUAGUCAAGGAAAUUGUAACCCUAGUCAACGCACUCAGCACGGCUUAUCUGGAGCGCUUGGUACGUCUCAUGCCGGGGCAAAUGCUGCAGCCGACGCUAACGCAAAUGCUGCAUCUUUUUCCGGGUCCUUUGGCGGUCCGCCUGGCCUUUUUAAACCUUUUGACGAAGGCAAACCAGACCAAACUGGAAAUGCCUUAGGUAAACAUAGAAAUGAUUUUGGAAACCUUGGUCCGAGUCACGUUCAGCCUCAUUCGUAUGGUGUUGGUGGCAAUCAUGCAAAUUCUGCAGCAUCUGCAUCUGCUGGGACAGGCAGUUACGGUCAUUCCGGAGGCUGCAAUACGGGAUGCUCGUCGAAUGGAGCCGGUCAAGAUCAGAGCGCUGCUUUUGGGCAAAGCAGUAAUGGAGUACAGCAUAGCCUUAAUCACGCAAGUUCAAUUGCUUCAGCAAAGAGCGUUGCUGGGAGUUACGCUCAUGGAAGCAGUAUAGCAACUGCUAGUGCUCAUGCUUCAGCGGGAGCUUCAGUUAAAGGAGGUGCAUGGAAAUAAAAGACUGAAUGAGAAAUACACACCGCCAGUCAUAUCGAAUAUAAAGUUUUUGUGAUUAAAAUACAUAUAUGUGAGAUAGCUAAUAGAACUUAUAGAAUAGAACUAAUUAUAAAGUAAAUAAUAUAUUUAAUUUUAGUUUUUGUCUUUUAAUAAAUGACUUUAGUAUUUGGCAA